This is a messenger RNA of Otolemur garnettii (small-eared galago), 2226 nucleotides long. It is a transcript of the gene SLC22A5, whose product is annotated as solute carrier family 22 member 5. The record is from RefSeq and is a predicted model, not a curated record. Lineage: Eukaryota; Metazoa; Chordata; Mammalia; Primates; Galagidae. Gene Ontology annotation, biological process: transmembrane transport; carnitine transport. Bases 101 to 1774 code for a protein of 557 amino acids. The transcript has 10 exons. Gene Ontology annotation, cellular component: membrane. Gene Ontology annotation, molecular function: ATP binding; transmembrane transporter activity.
GGCGGCGGGUGCUCCGCGCGCACGCGCAUAAGCCCUCCGCGCCCCGCCCCCGCGCGCCGCCGCAUCCCUCGACCCCGGGCCGUGGGCCGCAAGGGGUGGCAUGCGGGACUACGACGAGGUGACCGCCUUCCUUGGCGAGUGGGGGCCCUUCCAACGCCUCAUCUUCUUCCUGCUCAGCGCCAGCAUCAUCCCCAACGGCUUCAGCGGCCUGUCGUCCGUGUUCCUAGCUGGGACCCCGGAGCACCACUGCCGGGUGCCGGACACCGCGAACCUGAGCAGCUCGUGGCGCAACCACAGUAUCCCGGUGCGGCUGCAGGACGGUCGCGAGUUGCUCCAUAGCUGCCGCCGCUACCGGCUCGCCACCAUCGCCAACUUCUCAGCACUCGGGCUGGAACCGGGGCGUGACGUGGACCUGGAGCAGCUGGAGCAGGAGAACUGCCUAGAUGGCUGGGAGUUCAGCCAGGACGUCUACCUGUCCACCAUCGUGACCGAGUGGAACCUGGUAUGUGAGGACGACUGGAAGGCCCCGCUCACGAUCUCCAUGUUUUUCGUGGGCGUGCUAUUGGGCUCCUUCAUUUCAGGGCAGCUCUCAGACAGGUUCGGUCGGAAGAAAGUGCUGUUUGUAACCAUGGCCAUGCAGACAGGCUUCAGCUUCCUGCAGGUCUUCUCGAAGAACUUCGAGAUGUUUAUCGUGCUGUUUACCUUUGUAGGCAUGGGCCAGAUUUCCAACUAUGUGGCAGCAUUUGUCCUGGGAACAGAAAUUCUUGGCAAGUCAAUUCGUAUUAUAUUCUCCACGUUAGGAGUGUGCAUAUUUUAUGCCUUCGGCUACAUGGUGCUGCCACUGUUUGCUUACUUCAUCAGAGACUGGCGGAUGCUGCUGCUGGCACUGACGGUGCCAGGGGUACUAUGCGUGGCACUCUGGUGGUUCAUCCCUGAGUCUCCCCGUUGGCUCAUCUCUCAGGGACAAUUCAAGGAGGCAGAGGUGAUCAUCCGCAGGGCUGCCAAAAUGAAUGGGAUUGUUGCCCCCUCCACCAUCUUUGACCCGAGUGAGUUACAAGACCUAAGUUCUAAGAAGCAGCAGUCCCACAGCAUUCUGGACCUGCUCCGAACCCGGAAUAUCCGAAUAGUCACCAUCAUGUCCAUAAUUCUGUGGAUGACCAUAUCAGUGGGCUAUUUUGGGCUUUCCCUUGAUACUCCUAACUUGCAUGGGGACGUCUAUAUGAACUGCUUCCUUUCGGCUGUGGUUGAAGUCCCAGCAUAUGUGCUGGCCUGGUUGCUGUUGCGGUAUCUGCCCCGGCGCUAUUCCAUGGCCACCGCCCUCUUCCUGGGUGGCAGUGUCCUUCUCUUCGUGCAGCUGGUGCCCCCAGACUUGUACUAUUUGGCUACAGUCCUGGUGAUGGUGGGCAAGUUUGGAAUCACUGCUGCCUUUUCCAUGGUCUAUGUGUACACAGCUGAGCUGUACCCCACAGUGGUCAGAAACAUGGGUGUGGGAGUCAGCUCCACAGCGUCCCGCCUGGGCAGCAUCCUGUCUCCCUACUUUGUUUACCUUGGUGCCUAUGACCGCUUCCUGCCCUACAUCCUCAUGGGAAGUCUGACCAUCCUGACAGCCAUCCUCACUUUGUUCCUCCCAGAGAGCUUUGGCACCCCACUUCCAGACACCAUUGACCAGAUGCUAAGGGUCAAAGGGAUAAAAUACAGGCAGACUGCAAGUCAUACAAAGAUGUUAAGAGAUGGUGAAGAAAGCCCCACAAUCCUUAAAAGCACAGCCUUCUAACACAGCUUCCAGUAAGUGAGAAACUUAAGAGGAUAGACUGUGUCUUGUCAGAAACAGCUUGUGCAGACUCCGAGUCCUUCAGUGACAAAGACCUUUGCUGUUUAUUCUCUUCACCUGUGUCUGACUUGCUCAUGGAUGGGCACCCAGACUCAGAGGUAUGUGGAGUCCUAGAGUACCACUCCUCUGAAGACCCCGUGGCUACCUACUAACACCUUUAGAUAAGUCCUAACUUAUGAUGAUGGACUGAGAAGUUCAUUAUUCACCAGAACCAAUGGGAUUUGGAAGAACAUAAGAAGAAUCUGUUAAAUCUACAUUUUAAUUUUAGACUACUUGAAAAGGCUUCUAAUAAUUCUAGAGGUCUAAGUUCCUCUAUCUCCUUCUUUCUAAUGGUGGCCUUUAGAGGAAAAGAAAUUGUUUCACAGGGAGUUUGAUUUCUCACCUUUUUUUUUUGC